This is a messenger RNA of Daktulosphaira vitifoliae (grape phylloxera), 1385 nucleotides long. RefSeq names its product translocon-associated protein subunit alpha. Lineage: Eukaryota; Metazoa; Arthropoda; Insecta; Hemiptera; Phylloxeridae. Gene Ontology annotation, cellular component: endoplasmic reticulum membrane; endoplasmic reticulum. Bases 141 to 956 code for a protein of 271 amino acids. The transcript has 5 exons. The record is from RefSeq and is a predicted model, not a curated record.
CACAGCCGGCAACGUCAUUAAGCCCAUUGGACGUUUUCGUGGACGCUCAAUGAUGAAACGAUACUGUUAGACGUGUCCGUUACACUUAUUAGUUGAACUCAUAGUAAGUUAGGUCGUAGGAUCAUAAAAAAUAUUUCAAUAUGAAGCUCAAGUGGAUUUUAUUUUUGUGCAUAUCUAUGAUUAUUGCUACCAGUGGUAUGGUGCGAGCUGAAGAUGAGAUUGAUGGAGAAGAUGAUAUGUCUGUUAGUGAAGAUCAGGUACUUAGUGAUUCUGAUGGAGAAGAAACUAAUACUGAUGACUUGUCUGAAUCCGAUGCUGAUACAUACUUAUUAUUUACUAAACCAGUGUUUGAAGAUAAAGCUAGUAUAGAAUUACCAGCUGGUCGUUUGUCAGAAUUUCUUAUAGGCUUUAUCAACAAAGGUUCUCAAGAAAUAGUCUUGGAAACAUUGGAUGCUUCCCUUCGUUAUCCAAUGGACUUCAAUUUCCAUAUUCAAAAUUUCAGUACUAUUAUUUUAGAUAAAGCUAUUCCUCCUGGUUCUGAAGCUACCAUUGGUUAUGCUUUCAUUCCUGCUGAUGCUUUUGCUGGCCGCCCUUUUGGUCUUGUUAUUAAUCUGGCCUACAGAGAUUAUGAUGGAAAGCAAACAAUUAACAAAUUGUACAAUGAUACCAUUAAUAUUGUUGAAGUUGAAGAAGGUUUAGAUGGAGAAACUUUAUUCUUAUAUUUGUUGAUGGCUGCAGCAUGUGUUCUUCUUUUGGUUGGUGGACAGCAAUUAUUGUAUUCUGUAGGUAAGAAACGUAGUGGAAGUUUACCCAGCCGUGCUAGAGCUAAUGUAGAAACUGGAACUAAGAGUACUAAGCAAGUGGAUAUGGAUUGGGUACCUAAGAAUGUCAUCAAUCAUUUAAAUAAACAAAAGGCUUUAAGUCCUAAACAAAAACGAGUAAAAAAAACUGAAUAAAGGAACAAUAACAAAUUGCAACAUGAUAAAUUCAUUCUGCGUCAACAACCUUGUAAAGACCCAAUUUCUUUAUAUUUAAGAUAGGGAAGUUUUACAGUUAUAAGUUCCGUGUCUAACUGGUAUAAAUUGUAGACAGUACAUAACAAGUAUUAAAUACUAGUUUGUGCUUAUAUAUUUUUGUGUAAAUAGGAACAUAAUAAAUUUUUCUACUAUUGUAAUUAUUAUAUUUAUAAUUUUGUAAUUUUUUCAAACAAAAUUAUAUACGAAUGUUGAGUUAUGUUUGUGUAUAGUAUGGUCUUAUUAUAAAAAAUUUUUCUAAGAUUAAAGUUUUUAUUUUGCCUGUUAUUAAAAGUCUUUGUUUUUCUAAUAAUUUUAAUAAAUAAUUGUAACUUGUAUUUAAUUUAAAAAAAUCUUAUUUUCCAAAAUUAA